Messenger RNA from Thermochaetoides thermophila DSM 1495, 1305 nucleotides. RefSeq lists its product as uncharacterized. NCBI's taxonomy places the organism in Eukaryota, Fungi, Ascomycota, Sordariomycetes, Sordariales, Chaetomiaceae. The coding region runs from base 1 to 1305 and encodes 434 amino acids. The record is from RefSeq and is a predicted model, not a curated record. The transcript has a single exon.
AUGAGCUUCGACCACUUGGUCCAGCCUCUCCCCAUCAAACAAGACGAACUCAAGCUCAAGCGACUAAUCGAGCUCUUCGAGUUCCCCCCUAUAUCCGAAGACAACAACGACAACGAAACCCCUGACCAACCCUCCUCCUCCUCCUCCUCCUCCUCCUACUACUACUACUACAACUUUGCCUGCACUCACUGUCUCGAAGAAGACGACUUCAACAACAAUAACAAUAAUAACAAUAACAAUAACAAUAACGACAACACUAGCAUCUACAGCACAACACCCCCCUUGUCAGAAACCUCAUUAACCUCGACAACAACAACAACCGACACAAUGGCCAUUCCUUCUCCGAACCUCCGCGAAACAAUCUACCCUGUGCUCGCCUCCCUCCCCCACGCGGCCUCCUCUACCGAACCCCUCGAGGCCUGCUUCCACGUACUUGACCUCCCCGUGCGCAACCGCGUGCGCACCAUGUCCUCCUCUUCUCGCGACCCCUGGAUCCGCUGGCUCAGCUACGCGGACCUAUCCUCCCCGAUCCAUGCCCGCCUCCGUCGCAUCGCCAAGUCCUCGGCCCUCGAGCUGCACCCUGUGAGCGGCGAGAUCGAGAUCGAUUGGGCCUCCCGGGAGAAUGUGUUGGUACGGUUCAGGCGGCGCGACGUGGAGACGCUGGAGGCGAUGGUCGUGCUGCGCGAGGUGGAUGGGUUGUGGCUGAAGCUGGUGUGGGUCGAGGAUGAUUGGGAGACGGCGGUGCAUCGCAACGGGGGGGGACGUGGUUGGCGCGUGAGGGAGGUCGGUGCCGCUAGUGGGGGCGAUAUCCCCGCGGUGAAAGAGGUCCUGGAGGAUUUUGGCGGGUGCGUGAGCAUUGCCGAGGCGGAGGAAAAGUUCGCUUCUUCCCCGGCCCCUGCUGCGACUCAGACGAACGGGGCUCAUCCUACCAUCACCAUCCCCAUCGUCCAGGGACCCACCUCCGAGACCAAGGUUACCGUUGAGAACCUCGAAGAUGCCGCCGAGUCCUCAGACGACGAUGCCUACUGGGCGCGGUACGACACCACCCCCGGUUCGCGGACUCCGCUGACGGGUAACGCCCGUCAUCGUUCGCCGGCUGCUCCGCGCUCUGUUCCUGUGAACAUUGCUAGCGCUUUUGCCGGUACCAACACCACUUCUUCCAGAGAGAAAGAGGAGGAGGAGGAGGAGGAGGAUGAGGAUGCCUACUUUGCGCAAUAUGACGAUGUCCAGCCUGCGAUGGACCACUAUGAUGCUGAGGAGGAAAAAAGGUUUGCCGAGAGUAUCCGGGCUAAGUAUUUUGGUUGA